Messenger RNA from Pygocentrus nattereri (red-bellied piranha), 2202 nucleotides. RefSeq names its product chromosome 19 C10orf67 homolog (gene c19h10orf67). Bases 61 to 1527 code for a protein of 488 amino acids. The transcript is spliced from 15 exons. The record is from RefSeq and is a predicted model, not a curated record. NCBI's taxonomy places the organism in Eukaryota, Metazoa, Chordata, Actinopteri, Characiformes, Serrasalmidae.
UGUUGAGCCGGUAACCAGUUGCUAUGGGAACCGUCUGUGGACAGCAGGCCUCGCUGAGUUAUGGAGCUAAGCCGGGGUGGAGAAAGCGAAGUGGUGGAUGAAGAGGAUAUUUCACGGGAGAUUGAGGAGAUUAAAGGGUAUUCACUGGGGAAUCAGCUGAGGACCGGCUUCUUUGGUCAAGACGCCAGCGUCCAGACGGAUGCGUCCGAACUGCCGUUGGUCAGAUGUCUCACAGAUGAAACUGCACAACUUGUGAAGGAGAUGGAGACUUUGAAGAAAGACAUUGCAGUGAAAGUGAAGUUUAUUGAGGCCCAGUAUGAGUCCCGUCUGCAGCAAGAGGCAGAGGCUUUCUACACCAGAAUUAAUUACAAAGUCAAAGCUUUUGAGAACCACCACAAAGAGAAGAUAACCGUCCUGCGAAACAGCUUUCAGCAGCAGUUCUCCAAUGCAAUAGAAGUUAUCAAAGCCAGCUAUAAGAACUACAGCAUGGAGAAAGACGAGGUCACCACCAGCGACACAGGACGAGUUCAAGACCUCUUGAAUGAGCUCCAGGAGAAGGACUUUGAAAGCAUGUGCCUGACUGAGCAGCUGAGGGAGAACGAGGAGACCAGCUCUGAGCCUGCAGAUGAUCCAGAGAAAGACCGGUUGAGGACAGAGAACAACAGGCUCAAAGAUGACGUCAACGGCUUGCACAUUGAAAUGGAGCAAAUUCGACAAGCUCUGGGGGCCAAAGAUCAGAGUCUGAGGGAUAUGGCUUUGAACACUUCGCAGCUGCAAGCAAAAGUAGAAGGUGACAGAAAAACCUUGCAAAAGCUGUCCAGUGAAAAUGACCAACUAAAGGUGCAGCUGAACCUCGAGCAAGAAAAUGGAAGAAUUCAGAUAUGCCAGCUUAAACAGAAAUUAGAGAAAAUGACUGAAUCUACUGAAAACUCCCAACAAAAAGAGGUGCGUGUGUCCACUGGAAGGGACUGCAGCAUAAGGCCGGUUUUAAAUGCCAAGGAGCUGGAUUCGAAUAACAAGGACCUUACAGAACACCUGGAGAAGCUGAGGCAAGCAGAGAGAUCACAGAAGCAGCACAUUGACAGGUUGGAAAAGAAAAUAGCUCUGACCAAUGAAGCAUGGGGAAAAAAGUUUGAAAUUCUCAGACAGAGUUUUCAUGCCAUCAAGGAUGAAAUGUUCCUGCGGCAGAGUCUGCAGCGCCAGGCCACAUCACUCCACCAAGCCUCAGUCAACUACACUAUACAUGCUCCUGUCUCACACCAAGGCCAGAGUCCAGAAGAAGCUAGCUUUAAGAGGACUUGUUUCUCCACUAAGACCCCUUUGCCUUCUAUAGGUGCAAGAGAAAUGCAGACAGUGAGGCUCAAGACAGUGGACAUCCACCUGCCGAGUGAACAGACAGACCACUUUUCAUCUGCAGAAGCGAGUGAAGGUGACACUGAUGAGGAAUCGACCAAGAUCCUGCCUCUCCCUCUGCCUCCCAACAGACCGACCCCAUCUAGCACAACAUUUCAAGUACAAAGCACAUAAUUUUCUCAAAUAAUUUUCACAACAGAAAUAAAACGACCACUAAACAUGCAUUGACCUGAUACUUACAUUGUACAGGCAUUGGUGUUUACAUUGCAUAGGCAUUUGCACAGUGCUUACAUUGUGUAAGCAUUGGCCCGAUGCUUGCAUUGUACAGAUUUUGGCCAAGUGCCUACACUGCACAGGCAUGGGCCCAGUGCUUAAAUUUUACUGGCAUUUGCCAAGUAAUUACAUUGUAUUGGCAUUGGCCCAAUGUUUUCAUUGUACAGGUAUUGGCCUGAUGCUUAAACUGAACAUCCUUUGGCCCAGUGCUUACACUGUGCAGGGACUGGCCCAGUGCUUACAUUUUACAGGUAUUUGCCCAUUGCUUACAUUGUGUAGUCAUUGGCUUGAUUCUUUCAUUGUACAGGCAUUGGCCCGAUUCUUAAAUUUUACUGGCAUUUGCCCAGUAAUUACAUUGUAUUGGCAUUGGCCCAAUGUUUUCAUUGUACAGGCAUUGGCCCAAUGCUUACAUUGUACAGGCACUGGCCCGAUGUUUAUUUUACACAUGCGCUGGUUAGAUGCUUACAUUGAGCAGGCUUUGGCCCAACGUUUUGAACAUUACACUUACAAAAGUAACAUGUUAAAUUAACUUGAGCUAUAUAACUCAUGUUGAAAUAAACUUAGUAUAUCUUUGAA